Molecule: messenger RNA, 528 nt
Organism: Musca vetustissima
Lineage: Eukaryota; Metazoa; Arthropoda; Insecta; Diptera; Muscidae
Product: tubulin beta chain-like
Exons: 2
Biological process (GO): microtubule cytoskeleton organization; mitotic cell cycle
Cellular component (GO): microtubule; cytoplasm
Molecular function (GO): structural constituent of cytoskeleton; GTPase activity; GTP binding
Source: RefSeq, a predicted model, not a curated record
CCUUGUAAUAUUUAUAUUUAUUAUUUUUUACAGUUCUGGGAAGUCAUCUCCGAUGAACAUGGCAUCGAUCCCAAUGGCAACUACUAUGGUGAAAAUGACAUGCAAUUGGAACGUGUCAACGUUUACUACAACGAAGUCAAUGGCAAUAAAUAUGUGCCACGUGCCGUGCUCAUUGAUUUGGAACCCGGUACCAUGGAUUCCGUGCGUCAAUCACCCUAUGGUCAAUUGUUUAGACCAGAUAACUUUGUGUUCGGCCAAUCUGGAGCCGGUAACAACUGGGCCAAGGGCCAUUAUACCGAAGGCGCUGAACUAAUUGAAAGCGUCUUGGAUGUUGUCCGCAAGGAAUCUGAAGGCUGUGAUUGCCUUCAAGGUUUCCAAUUGGCCCAUUCAUUGGGUGGUGGUACCGGUUCUGGUUUGGGUACUUUGUUGAUUUCGAAAAUCCGCGAAGAAUAUCCCGAUAGAAUUAUGAAUACCUUUUCGGUGGUACCUUCUCCUAAGGUGAGUGAUUUGUGUUCUUUUAAACAUUAA